Messenger RNA from Anopheles arabiensis, 1825 nucleotides. RefSeq names its product isocitrate dehydrogenase [NAD] subunit gamma, mitochondrial (gene Idh3g). Gene Ontology annotation, cellular component: mitochondrion. The transcript is spliced from 5 exons. NCBI's taxonomy places the organism in Eukaryota, Metazoa, Arthropoda, Insecta, Diptera, Culicidae. Gene Ontology annotation, biological process: isocitrate metabolic process; tricarboxylic acid cycle. The coding region runs from base 116 to 1294 and encodes 392 amino acids. The record is from RefSeq and is a predicted model, not a curated record.
UUGAUGUUGGUAGCUCACGUUCUCGCUGUGAAAAACACCGCCGCAUCCAGUUUUCCCAUCGUAUUACUAUUUCGUGAAAACCACCCCCAGAGAAAGUGUACACGAAAUCGCUACGAUGGCGCUCCGACUGUUCCGCAUGAGCCAGGAUGUGGUUACGCCACUGAUCAAACGUAACUGCACCGUGUCAGCGUUUGAGCUCCAGCACAAGAACCCCGUCCAGCGGAAGGUGGAGCAGAUCCCGAAAGCGCAGUAUGGCGGGCGGCACACGGUGACGAUGCUGCCGGGCGGCGGUAUCGGCCCGGAGCUGAUGAGCUACGUGCGGGAGGUGUUCCGGUUUGCCGGCGUGCCGGUGGACUUUGAGAUCGUGGACAUCGAUCCGGCCAGCGAGGGCAACGACGAUCUCGAGUACGCCAUCACCUCCAUCAAGCGUAACGGCGUGGCGAUCAAGGGCAACAUCGAGACCAAGUCGGAGGCGACCGGCAUUCUGUCGCGUAACGUCGCCCUGCGCAACGAGCUCGAUCUGUUCGUGAACGUGCUGCACUGCAAAUCGUUCAACGCGAUCCCGGCCCACCACCAGAACGUGGACGUGGUGAUCGUGCGGCAGAACACCGAGGGCGAGUACGCGAUGCUGGAGCACGAGAGUGUGCGGGGCGUGGUGGAAAGCAUGAAGGUGGUCACGAUCGAGAAUGCGGCCCGCGUGGCCCGGUUUGCGUUCGAGUUCGCGAAGAACAACAACCGCAAGAAGGUGACCACCAUCCACAAGGCGAACAUUAUGAAGCUGGCCGACGGGCUGUUCCUGAAGGUGGCGCGCGACAUCGCGAAGGAGUAUCCGGACAUCCAGCACAACGAUAUGAUUAUCGACAACUGCUGCAUGCAGCUCGUGUCGAACCCGCACCAGUUUGACGUGAUGAACACCACCAACCUGUACGGCAGCAUUACGUCGAACGUGCUGUGCGGGCUGGUCGGUGGUGCCGGCCUGUUUUCUGGCCGUAACUAUGGCGACCACUACGCCGUGUUUGAGCCGGGCACUCGUAACACCGGCACGGCAAUUGCCGGCAAGAACGUUGCCAAUCCGGUCGCCAUGCUGAACGCGGCGGUGGACAUGCUGUACCAUCUGGGGCACCGCUACCAUGCCGACUGUAUCUCGGAUGCGCUGCACAAAACGAUCGACAUCGAUGGAAUCCACACGCCCGAUCUUGGCGGUAACAACACGAGCACCGACAUUGUCCAGAACGUUCUGAAGCAUCUGGCCGAGAAGAGAACGUACUGGUUCCCGGCGUAUGCGUAUAUCUGAGAAGUUAGGCUAGAACCGAAAACAAAAACACCCCAAACACCCCUAAACCAAAGCCAAAAUAGUUCCUUUCCAAGCGUAAAUCCUUAAACGUUCAUCCCGUUUUUAACUGCUUAACUGUUAUUUCCGAUCCCGAUUCCCGUUCACUUUCCCUUUUCGGUCUGUAACAUCUGACUCACACACAUGCCAACAGCUCCUAAUCUCCCCCCGCAACUUGGUGUGUUGUUUUGUUGUGAGGGGGCAUUCUCUCGGUGGAUGGGCCAUUCCUUUCUUUCCCCUUUGCGAGACGAGGAAACACACCUUCAAAAUCAUGCAACAAACACAACACAAAACAAUACAAAACCCUACCCCAUCAGGAAGCAUAAUGCUGUGAAGCUAGACGAUCAAACCGUGCGCGGUGUGUGCGUAGGUGAGGAAGCAGAGCGUUUGUGAAUGUUUUGGACCAGUUGGCAAAAUUAGGUAAAAAAGUUAAGGCAAUCGGCAAACGAAUAUGGAAACCAUAAUAUAAAAGCUCAAAAUUUGGCGUAAAACAAA